Molecule: messenger RNA, 2629 nt
Organism: Vombatus ursinus (common wombat)
Lineage: Eukaryota; Metazoa; Chordata; Mammalia; Diprotodontia; Vombatidae
Gene: STARD4
Product: StAR related lipid transfer domain containing 4
Exons: 6
Coding region: 150-773 (207 amino acids)
Biological process (GO): cholesterol transport involved in cholesterol storage; cholesterol import; intracellular cholesterol transport
Cellular component (GO): endoplasmic reticulum; cytosol
Molecular function (GO): cholesterol binding; cholesterol transfer activity
Source: RefSeq, a predicted model, not a curated record
GGCAGCACCGCCUCUCCUGGAGCGCUCGGUCCCUGCAAUUGGCUGCUGCGCGCAGCGCCCGUAUCCGGCCGUCUGCGAGCUGGGGGUCUCCCGGAAGUCCUCGCGCCAAAGGGUCCUGUCUGGGUCGUUUGCCUACCAGGGAAAAAGAAAUGGAAGCCUUGACUGAUGCUACUUUCCUUGCAACUAAAAUUAAAAACACACUGUACCAGUACCACAGAGUUGAAGAUGAUAAGUGGAGAGUUGCUAAGAAAACGAAAGAUGUAACAGUUUGGCGGAAGCCAUCAGAUGAAUUCAAUGGAUAUCUCUACAAAGCUCAAGGUAUUAUGGAGGAUGUUACUGACAAUGUUAUAGAUUAUAUACGUCCAGGGCCUCGUCGCCUAGAUUGGGACAGCUUAAUGACUUCCAUGGAUAUUGUUGAGCAAUUUGAAGAGAAUUGCUGUGUGAUGCGUUACACGACUGCUGGGCAGCUAUGGAACCUCAUUGCACCAAGAGAGUUUGUUGAUUUCUCCUAUACAACACAAUAUGAAACAGGGCUUUUGUCAUGCGGUGUAAGUGUCCACUAUGAAGAAGUGAGACCAGAUUUUGUCCGUGGAUAUAAUCAUCCCUGUGGUUGGUUUUGUGUCCCACUUAAAGACAGUCUUGAUCAAAGUCUUUUGACAGGCUAUAUUCAGACAGAUCUUCGAGGGAUGCUUCCUCAGUCUGCAGUAGAUACAGCCAUGGCUAGCACCCUGGUGAACUUUUUUGGUGACCUCAGAAAAGCCUUGAAGGCCUAAUUGGAUGUGAACCAAAAUACUGUGAACUCAUCAUUAUCACCCAUUCCUCUUUCCCAUAUUAUGUUGUAAAAAUCUCAGGCUAGGUUAGAACUUUGUUAUUCUGGAGUGUGAUGCAUUCUUUUAUUCUUAAUGCCUAUAGGAGGCAUUUCAAUAUGGUUGUAGCAGACUUGGAACUACUGUACUGCUUAAAAACACAAAAGACUUGAUUUCAUCUUCUUAAGAGCUGACUAGUGUCUCAAUGGAAAUAUAUACUUGUUGGCUUCUUAGGAAUUAUUAGAAGCACAAACUUCAUUGUUGUUAGGAUAUUUCUAAGAACUUUGGUUUUCUUUCAUAUACUGCUUGUGUACAGAAUAAUUUGUUGUAGAGUCUUAUGUAUAUUCAAAAUAAUUUUUCUGAUCUUACUGUUAAAUUUGUGUUUUAAAAAUUCUAUAAUCAGUUGCUUUGAGAUUGAUUUAGACUUAGAUGAAUUAGAAGAAACAAUAAUUUUUAAAAUUUUUUUCAGAAGGUCUCCUUCAUUGUUAAUUAAUGUGCCAGUUAAGUAUUGAAAUGAAAAAGCGUAAGGGUUUCCCAUAACCCACAGUUGAUACAAGUAAUUUUAUUUUUUAGAAUUCAAAAGUAGUUCUAUGUCAAUAGCCAGCCAUCAUUCUUCUCUUAAGUACUUAAGGUACACUGACUUGGGACCUCCUCAGAAAUACUUGAGGGUUUUUUGAGGGCUUGGGCUAUGGCAAAAACUGUAACAAAAUAUCUGCUUUCAACGUGUGAGUGUAGCAGUAGAUUUUACAGUAAUAGUCCAUGCCAGUUCAGAACAUUGGUAAUGUGUGACAAAAUUUUACUUGAGAAUUGCCUACAAAGCAAGGCAAACCAAAGACAUGCACUCUGUGUUUUAUUUUUGGAAAUAAAGCACACAGCUUCUUAUGGAGGAUUCUAAGUGUAAAUAGUAAAAAUGCAAUUAUAGCUUAACUUAAACCAUAGCUCGAACAAAUGCAUGCCUGGUGGUUAUCUGCACAGCUGUGAAAAGUCACGAUGACUUGAAUGACCUCAAAUAGGGAAGUGUUCCAGUUCUACAGAUGGGGUCAGGUAAGGGCUCAUUCUAGGUGAUUUACUAUUGUACUUAUAUCUUGGCUUAAAAAGAAACUAUGAGAAGGAGAUGAUGGUUUAAAUGUGAAACAUAGGGAAUAUAGAUGAGUUCCAAGGCAAUAACAUGAUGCUUAUGAAUGUGUGUAUAUUUAUAUAUAUAUAUAUAUAUGCAUAUGUACAUGUGUAUACAUAUGCUUACAUAUAUAAAAUAUAACAGACAUUUUAAAAUGUAGCCUAGCUCCUCCUACUUAUGAUGGUGGACUGAAAGGAUAUUUAAUUUUUGAAAACAUCUUGAGUCAUACAUAGCCCAGUGUUUCAAGCCAUGGAAGUAUUAAGUAAUUAAUGUGCUCAGACUCCUAAUAUGCAAUUUUUUUCCCUGCUUGUAAAAAAAACUGUAGCUGCUAUUUGAUUAAGAGUAUUUGCAGAAUAGCUGUUAGUAGUGAAUUGCAGUCUAAAAGCAAAGGAAAAAUAUGUGUUAGCUUUGUACUGUCAGAUUCUUCUGCUUAUUUUCCUUCUUGCUUCUCCUCCUUUCAUACUAUGAUUCAAGAACUGAUGACUUCUAACCUUUCAAGGAUGAGAUUUUCAUUGAUUAAGCAUAACUUAAAAGUCUGCUGUUGCCUGAGUAGAUUGAUCUCAUUUCCAGAUAUACCAGUGUCUAUUCUGUUCUCAUUAAUUCAUAUUUCUGGGAUCCAGAAUGAUAAAUGGGGGCAGCGAGGUGGCGAGUGGAUAGAGCACCGGCCCUGAAGUCAGGAGGACCUGAGUUCAAAUCCAGCCUCAGA